AUGUUGACAACACUGACUUUGGCUGUGCUGGCAGCCGUUCUUCCUACAAAUGCUCUUGUAAGGAAAGAUGGCGUGGGGAGAUUACCUGCUUUAGGCUGGAAUUCCUGGAAUGCCUUUGGCUGCAAUGUCAAUGCUAGUGCCAUCCUCACCGCAGCAAAUGACAUUGUCUCAUUAGGGCUUAAAGAUCUUGGAUACGAAUAUGUGAACAUUGACGAUUGCUGGUCCGUCGUGGGAGAGCGCAAUACCACAACCCAGCGAAUUAUUCCGAAUCCCACGACAUUCCCCGACGGUAUCUCCGGUGUUGCCUCCCAAGUCCACGCUAUGGGGUUGAAGAUCGGUAUUUACAGCAGUGCGGGUGAGACCACCUGCGCGGGAUAUCCUGCCAGUCUAGGCUACGAGAAGGUCGAUGCAGAGGCCUUUUCAGACUGGGGAAUUGACUACUUGAAAUAUGACAACUGCGGCGUUCCAAGCAACUGGGACGACGAGUAUACUGCAUGCGUUCCCGACGGUGACAUUGGGACUAAUCCCAACGGUACUUGUCCGGAUCUCACAGAUCCAGCACCUCCUGAAUAUGACUGGUCCAAGUCUAACACGUCCAUACGAUAUGAUCGGAUGCGUGAUGCCCUGCUCGAGCAGAGUCGGACGAUCUUGUACUCCCUGUGUGACUGGGGUAAUGCCGCAGUAAACACCUGGGGAAUGAAGACUGGAAACUCAUGGCGUAUGUCGGGAGACAUUACUGCCAAGUGGUCUCGUAUCGCUCAAAUAGCCAAUGAGAACAGCUUCUUAAUGAACUACGUUGAUUUCUGGGGUCAUCCAGAUCCGGAUAUGUUGGAGGUUGGAAAUGGUGAUCUCACGGUGGAAGAAAACCGAGCUCAUUUUGCUCUGUGGGCAAUCAUGAAGUCUCCUUUGAUUAUCGGCACGACGCUCAACGAACUGAGUGCUGAUAAUCUCGCCACCAUCAAAAACAAAUACUUGCUCAACUUCCACCAAGAUCCUGUCUACGGUCGUUCUGCUCAUCCCUACAAGUGGGGGUACAACCCUGACUGGACCUUUGAUCCAGAGCACCCUGCUGAGUAUUGGUCUGGUCCUUCGUCGACCAUGAAGGGAACGUUGGUUCUCAUGCUCAAUAGUGAGGACUCGACUGCUACUCGCACUGCGGUUUGGAAUGAGAUUCCUGAGUUGAAAGGUCAUGACUCGUACCGGGUAACUGAUGCUUGGUCUGGUAAGAACUUAGGAUGUGUUCACAAGAAGCACAGUGUUUCUCUGAAUAGCCACGAUGUAUCGGUUCUGUUGGUCAAGGGGAAAUGCUAA
This is a messenger RNA of Penicillium longicatenatum, 1311 nucleotides long. Its product is annotated as glycoside hydrolase family 27 protein. The coding region runs from base 1 to 1311 and encodes 436 amino acids. Gene Ontology annotation, molecular function: hydrolase activity, hydrolyzing O-glycosyl compounds. NCBI's taxonomy places the organism in Eukaryota, Fungi, Ascomycota, Eurotiomycetes, Eurotiales, Aspergillaceae. Gene Ontology annotation, biological process: carbohydrate metabolic process. The record is from RefSeq and is a predicted model, not a curated record. The transcript is spliced from 7 exons.